This is a messenger RNA of Oncorhynchus nerka (sockeye salmon), 1257 nucleotides long. Its product is annotated as anaphase-promoting complex subunit 15-like. Gene Ontology annotation, biological process: regulation of mitotic cell cycle spindle assembly checkpoint. The coding region runs from base 203 to 571 and encodes 122 amino acids. The record is from RefSeq and is a predicted model, not a curated record. The transcript is spliced from 5 exons. NCBI's taxonomy places the organism in Eukaryota, Metazoa, Chordata, Actinopteri, Salmoniformes, Salmonidae. Gene Ontology annotation, cellular component: anaphase-promoting complex.
ACAAUGAGAUGGUUGAGUUGUAAAAAUCUUUGAUAAACCUCUAGAACAAGAAUCAGCAGUAGUAGUAGUAGUAAUAGUAGUAGUAGUAGUAAUAGUAGUAGUAGUAGUAGUAGUAGUAGUAGUAGGAGUAAGCGGAACGUAUGUGGAAGGAUAUGCGUACACACCGGGAGCGUUUACAAAACAACACUGGUUUCCGACAGAGAUGUCCACGCAGUUCCCCUCGCUGUUUCCCAGGAUGACAGAGACUCUGUGGUUCAACCUGGACCGGCCGUGUGUGGAUGAGACAGAGUUACACCAACAGGAGCAGCAGCACCAGACCUGGUUACAGAGCAUCUCAGAGAAGGACAAUAGCCUGAUGCCUAUUGGGAAGCCAAUUUUUGAGCAAACAUUUGACGAGGAAGAAGAGGAGGAGGAUGAAGAUGAGGAAGAUAGUGAGGAAGACUCUGAAGAUGAAGAGGACAUGCAGGACAUAGAUGAGAUGAACGACUACAACGAGUCACCGGAUGACGGAGAGGUCAACGAGGUGGAUAUGGAGGGAGCAGACCAAGACCAGGACCAGUGGAUGAUCUAGGCCAGAGUGAUCCUCGCUGCUCUCUGAUGCCCCCUUGGUAGCGCUCAUCUACUCUGCCGGACAGUGGCUUUUGGUUGGUGAACUUUCCCUGCUGUUCACACCCACCCUGUGAAACUAAAGAGGGAGGUGUGAGCUGUGGGGUGUUACUGUAUGGAGAAAGUGCAGUGUGCGUGUUCUCUCAUUCAGUGUUCUACAGUUGCAAUGUGUGAAAACUGUAAAACAUUUUUCUCUUGAAACAAGUGUUUUUUGCAACAUUAAGAGAAAGAACUUCUGCUCCACCUCAACCUCCCCUCUGCUAGUUCUGUCCUCCCCCACAGAUCACGAGACAAUCAGACCCUUUGUUUAGACGAUGCACACAUCAAACUCAAGGACAUCAGAGUGCACUCACUCCCCUCUCUGGUAGUCGUUGUUCUGUGUGUGUACUUUGACUUCCCCGUCCGUCCGUCGCCAGUCGCGUCACAUCUGAAUGGGCAUAAACCAUAGCCUGUACACUGCACCUGCGUAAUCUGCUGUGUGGGUGUGCUGUCAACAGAAACCUGGAGAGUUAAAAAACAAACGUUAGUAUUCAACUAAACUGAUUUUAAAAAGGAACUACACAGGUGCUCGUAUGUAUGUAUGUAAAGUAAAUGCCUUUUUAAUUGGUCCAGUGUCUUAUGUAAAUAAAGAGAAACAUUGUGUACAGAUAA